GAGAUGCUCAAUCUACUCCACGAGGCUCACCAGGGGGCGACGGCCAUGAAAAGGGUAGCCCGGACGUUGUUUUGGUGGCCCGGAUUGGACGGUGAGGUAGAACGACUGGCUCGUCUUUGUCACAACUGCACACAGGCUGCUCCUAUGCCUCCAGCAAGCACGCCUGUUAACUGGCCAGAAACGGGAGAAAAUUGGGCGCGCUUGCACAUUGAUUUCGCUGGGCCAAUUGAAAACAAAAUGCUGCUGGUGGUAGUGGAUUCACACACUAAGUGGAUCGAAGUAUGCGUAAUGCGCUCGGCCACCACUGAAGCCACCAUAAGGGAGCUCAGAGAGAUGUUCAGCCGAUUCGGCUUACCACGUGCGAUUGUGUCAGACAACGGGACUCAGUUUACUAGUCAGCAGUUUGGCGAGUUCCUGGAACGAAAUCACGUGGAGCAUUUAAAAACCGCCCCGUAUCACCCACAAUCUAAUGGAUUGGCAGAGCGGGCGGUCAGAACGGUAAAAGAGUCCCUAGCCAAGUUGUCAACCGGGGAUUUGGAAGAGAAGUUGGCGAAAGUGUUGCUGUCUUACCGUCGCACUCCACUGUCGGACGGGAAAUCACCGGCCGAGCGCUUACUCGGUUUCCAAGUACGCUCGCGCGUCGACACUGCUGUGCCGUCAAGACGUGUGUGCUCGCCUGACUUACAGGUCCCAACCAUUCGCCCUCAUGCUGCCGUGUGGUACCGGAACUUCGGGCAAGGUGAAAAAUGGUUGCCCGGGGUGGUGGAGAGCAACCACGGCGCUCGCAUGACUGUGGUAUCUACUCCCGGAGGCAACGUCCGCCGUCAUCUCGAUCAACUGCGGUUACGGGAGGUCAAGGCGGAAACCAGCGAGGCACCCGCCGCCAGCGGUUCAGCAGUACCUGCACCCUCUCCCAAGAGCCCUGCUGACCAGUUGGCCCGAGCCGCAGCCGCCAGCGGUUCAGCGGUACCUGUACCCUCUCCCACGAGCCCUGCUGACCAGUUGGCCCGAGCCGCGGUACCUGCAGCCUCGGCCAAGAGCCCUGCGAACGAGUUGUACGGCGACGCCACGACCUCAAGCGAGCCCGAAGACAGCUGUGUGCCGUUCCAGCUGCGACGGUCCACUCGGACUCGGAAACCCAUUGAUCGCCUUCAAUUAUAAGAGAAGGAGAAUUGUUAUCACUUCGGCCGAGUCACCGAAGCAUGACUUACUGUUAUCCGCCUUUUGGUUGUUUUAUUAACUGC
This is a messenger RNA of Ixodes scapularis (black-legged tick), 1244 nucleotides long. RefSeq lists its product as uncharacterized. The record is from RefSeq and is a predicted model, not a curated record. The transcript has 2 exons. Gene Ontology annotation, biological process: DNA integration. The coding region runs from base 4 to 1161 and encodes 385 amino acids. Gene Ontology annotation, molecular function: nucleic acid binding. NCBI's taxonomy places the organism in Eukaryota, Metazoa, Arthropoda, Arachnida, Ixodida, Ixodidae.